This is a messenger RNA of Apis laboriosa (Himalayan honeybee), 4293 nucleotides long. RefSeq lists its product as uncharacterized. The transcript is spliced from 2 exons. Bases 1 to 4263 code for a protein of 1420 amino acids. Lineage: Eukaryota; Metazoa; Arthropoda; Insecta; Hymenoptera; Apidae. The record is from RefSeq and is a predicted model, not a curated record.
AUGGAUAGGAAAAUGUUGUUUUAUCUCGUCGUUCUCUUAUCUUUGAGCUGGCCACGCGUAACAGGUGCAGGAAACAAGAAGGCGGAUGAGACGGCGUUCGAUCAGAUAGCGACCGCGUCCGAGAACGUGGCGCAAAACGCGGAGAAGGUGGAACAGAAGCGGGAUAAUUUUCGAGACCAGUUGAUAACAUCCAUGAUAGACACCACUGUCCACUACGAGAAUUCAAACGGAUUCGUGCCUAUAUUAAUAUCCCCCUCGGCAUCGCCGUUCGAUCCGCGCCAACAACUCGUUUUGGAAAAAGGAAAAGAAACGAUCAACGCUACUUUGAGCAAUUCUUUGAACGAGAAUGAAAAUUCGAGCAGAAUCGGCGAGGAGAAGGAGGAGACGAAGGAAACGGGGGAGGGCGACGACUUGGCGAACGAUCCCAUGUACUCGACCGAGGCGAGAAUACUGCUCAACUUUUCUAAUUUGAACGCGAAUCGUAGAUCGUUCGAGUAUCAGGGCAAUCAGAACGAUUUCGAUCUGUUGAAAGUUAGGAACGAUACACCAGAGAUAGCCAAUUAUCCGAAUUUGUACGAAGAACCGACGAGCGGAGGCAAUAUUCUCGACGAGCAAUCGUCGAAACGAUCGAGAGGUGAAACGAGGGAUCGAAAGUUAGAAGGAAGGUACGUGGGAAAUUACGGAAUGGUCGUUCCGCCUUCCUCGAAAAAUAACGAGGACGACUCGUACAGCUUUUACUAUUCCGCCGACUCGGCCGAGGAUAAAGAAAGAAAGAGGAGUCACGAUAGGGAGAAAGUGGGUGGCAAUUAUGAACAGCACAGAUAUGUGACGGGAUACCGGAACGAGCCAUCCGCUUCGUCCUUUCCAAGGCUGAACCAGGAGGUCAACGCCUUUCUGAAGACCAACGUCAGGAACGACGUCGCGCCAUCGUCUUCCUCCUCCUCUCAACUAACCAACAGCCACAAAUUUUCCAGGCCCGUUGUGGUCGCCGAACCGAGUUACAACAAGUUUGAUCAACCGUCCGGAAUAUCCGAUCUCGACACGGACGAUUACCGAACUUCGAGGAUCACCGAGGGGAGCUCGGAGGUGUCGCAUCGUUACGCGAUGAACGACAGGGACAGAAGGUUCGAGAACGACGAGGAUUCGAGGGACACGUCGGACGACAGCGAUUACGGGGAAUAUACGGAGAGGCCGAGAAGGGUGCAGCAGAAGAGUAGGAGGCGGCCGAACGGGAACUCGAAGAGGCUUGCUAAGGAGCAUCGAGGAGCGUCGAGCAUGGACGACAGCGCGGAGCACAAGGGGAAAACGAAGCAUCACUCGUCGAGAUCUAGGCAGGCUCACCGGCAAAGGGUGAGAGGGGGGAACUCGUGGUCGGACGAGUCGGGCAGGCAUCAGGAGCAGGAGGACAGCUACGAGGACGUUAGAUACGACGGCAGAUUAUCGGAGACGAGGCACGCGCAGAGCGUCAAGUUCAAGCCGAGCACCAGCUGGAACCAAAUAUCCCCGAAUCUGGAGAUAUCGCACUCGAGCGGUAUCGAGAUCGAUCAAGUCGAGAAACCGAAGCUGAUCGUCCCCGUUAAAGUGAACCUGGUACCUACGAGCUUCGACCACGCGACAGCGAUUGGGAGCAGCCAAGGGUUCGACGUCUCGAACGCAAUUUUGCGCAAUAUCGUUUCAUCGUCGGCCAACGCGCCGAUAAAUUCCGGCGGAAACGAGGGGAAGAUAAGGGUAUCCACGCCCCUUCCAGACAUUAUCGUAGGCCAGGGGAACUUUGGCAAUUCGAUGCACGCGGUUCUUCCGCAAACGAACGGCCAACAGAAUGAUAGGUUCCCCCCGAAUCUUAAGCCGCAAUACCUGUCCACCACGAUCGCCCCUGUUUUCACGGUCAGCCCAAACCCCAAUUUCCAGAUUCAGGACACGACUCGUACAACUAUCGUCGAUCCCUCGAAUCAUAUAUCGACCAACCACGCGCCACGGCUGAUACUUCCGCAGCCCACCCUUCAAACCCUCUCGACGCUGGUGCAAACCCCCGUCACGGGGGCCGAUUAUAUCCAGGUGAACCCUCACGGGAUGCACGGCCAGAAUCCUAUUAGUAAUGGUAAUUUGCAGGUGCAACCGCUUCCAACGUUGCCCACCAUCGCCCCAACGGCGCACGCUAUACCCGUCACGAAGAUCAAUCUGAUAACGCCCGAGUCGCGAGGCAAGAACGGCCUUCUUCCGGAUACGGACACGAAUUUCUUGGCCACGGCCAGCCUGGCGGUCGGCCACAACGAUCACGGCCAAACGCCGAACGAUAAUUCUUAUUAUCUGGAAAACUCGAACGGGCAGCAAAUCGUUAAGCAACCCCAGGUGCAACCCUCGACCGGCUUCUAUCAGCAGACGAUCAACGUUCCUCCGUCGAGAACGAAAACGACCUACGUUCAAACCACCAAUCUGUUGCCGGCUGUGUUGCAACCUCUGCCAACCUACACCACCCUAUCGAGCACUCCUUCCCAACCGUUUCAAGGGAAUACGGGCGGGGAUCAGGGCCAACAAUUCCCGAAACAGAGCGUGGAGUUGGAUAACGCCGCUUCGAAUUCGAGGAACGUCAAAUUCCCGUCUCUCGCGUAUCAAAUGAUCGAUAGCGCGGCCAGUCACAGCACCGAUAACGUUAACACGGUGAACGGUUUGCCAGGUGUUGCCGGGAUGAUAGGUAACGGCCAUCUACCGCACGUGGGGACGAGGAACGUGGAAAUCGUGAACCCGAACAUGAAACCGAGCACGUUCGACGCCUCGAUCAUAAAUACCUACGAGACGAUGCAUUAUCCGGCCGCUGUUUUGACCACCUCGAUACCCAUGUUCGCAACGACCAGCUUCGUCACGGCCAGGCCAGCCCUCCUCUCCUCGACCGUCGAACCGAUGCAAAACGCGCCGGUUUCGGCGACGACGGAGGGGCGCACCUCUGUCAACGACAAUCGAGGCUCGAACGCGAACGUCGACCCGACGAGACCGUACCAGUCACGGGACAGGCCUGUGUACAAUCCCCUCGAGUUCGUGCCCAACGUGGACGUGGUGAAAAGUCAGAACGCCCUGAACGGUAAGCUGCACGCCGUCGAGCCCCUUCAACAGAAUCUGAAUCUCGUCCCGUUGCUGCCGGGCGGCAACUUCUUCAAGCCCAGCUUCUCGGCCCAGAGCGAGCUCCUCGUGAAGCCGAAACUGAACUCGGAUCUGCAGGCGUACGCGGAGCAGAUGUUCAAGGAGUCGCUCAAAACCAUUUACAACACCCAGAAAUGGAACAACGACAGGAAAGCGGGGCUGUACAAUCGGUACAACGUCACCGAUUCCGAUAUAGCGAAGUUGAAGAACGAGUUGCAACGAUUGAAGGCGUCCUUGGAUUCCGGAAGGAAGAAGAAGAAGAACCACGAUGCCGAUCAUAGCGAGACCAAGGUGAGGACGACGGAGUUGGCAAACAGGAAGCCGGACGAGCUGAUGGCUGCGUUGGAACAGAUGCUGAAGAAGAAUCCUUCCGACUCUUUGCACAAUUUUCACUCGAGUAGCAAACCUCAUCGACACCGCAGGCCUAACGAACAGGAUAAUUACAGUUUGGGGACGACGGGUGAUCCAAGAGACAGCAAAUACGUGAAGGAGUUUUUGACGCCGCCCCAAUUCAAUUCUCAUCGAGGGAAGAAUCAUUUCCAAACCGUUGACAAACCGGGGAAGAAACGGCCUGGAUCGAGCAGAUACAAGAGUUACAAUCAUCAUCAUCAUCAUCAUCAUCAUCACCACCAUGGGCCAAGAUCGCAUCCGAGGAGUAAUUCUAAAGCGGGAGGUAUCGAGGUUUCCGGCUCGAAUAUCGAGCCGGUACGCGUCGACGGACAUUCCAAAUAUGGAAAUAUCCACGACUCGAGACAGUUCAGGAAGGGUUCGUCGUUCGACUCUCACCUCGGCUCGACUUCGCCCUUCUCUCGCGAGAAAAUAUCUCAUUUUUCCAAAACGGGUUCGAAAGGGGUGGGUGAGAAGGGAAUGGAGAACGCGUACAACAACCCCAAGAUGCAUAAUUUUUACGGGAUGUUGAUGAAGAACAAGCAGCUGCCCGGCGGCGAUACCCCGAACUAUUUUCGGGACAAGGAUCAGUUGAAGCAGUUCUUCGAGACGGAGAAGCAACGAAUGCAGCAAAAGUUUUACGACGAUGCUUUGAGGGAUUAUUUUAAGAAGAUGUCAGAUUUGGGAUACACCGGGAUAUCCAAUUCUCGGAUAUCUUCGCCGGAGAAGAGGAAAGUUUGAAUUUGUACAAAAAAAAUUCUAAAAGAAUUC